Molecule: messenger RNA, 2052 nt
Organism: Nymphaea colorata (pocket water lily)
Lineage: Eukaryota; Viridiplantae; Streptophyta; Magnoliopsida; Nymphaeales; Nymphaeaceae
Product: protein DETOXIFICATION 16-like
Exons: 8
Coding region: 176-1657 (493 amino acids)
Biological process (GO): xenobiotic detoxification by transmembrane export across the plasma membrane
Cellular component (GO): membrane
Molecular function (GO): antiporter activity; xenobiotic transmembrane transporter activity
Source: RefSeq, a predicted model, not a curated record
UAGACUGCUGCUACGAGCAGGACCGCCUUUUUAAAUGUUUCAGUUUUUCAAGCGACUGUAAUAAAUAUUACGAUUUCCAAAUCGUUACCCUUCUUUCCAACUUCAGCCAACACAAACAUUUCCUUCUCUGAUCUCUCUCUCUCCCUCUCUCUAUCACGCUCUCUCUUUUCUGGAGAUGGCAGAAGAGAAGGAAGUCUAUUCUCCUCUUCUCUCUCCUUCUUCUCCUUCCCUGCAUCACGAAGAAGAGAGAGAGGUGCAGCAGGGAUGCCGGACAAGAGGGGAGGCGACGCUGCAGGAGGCGAAGCGGCUGCUAUGGUUGGCAGGGCCGCUUAUAGCGGCGAACCUCCUGCAGAGAUGCAUCCAGAUGACCUCCGUCAUGUUCGUCGGCCAUCUCGGCCAGCUUGCUCUCUCCGGUGCCUCCAUGGCCACCUCCUUCAUCACCGUCACCGGUUUCAGCGUUGUCUUGGGGCUGGCCACUGCAUUGGAUACUCUGUGCGGGCAAGCUUAUGGAGCAAAACAGUACCAUAUGCUUGGUGUAUAUAUGCAGAGAUCAGUGUUUAUUCUUUCCAUUGUCAGCAUUCCCCUUGCAUUUCUCUGGGCAUAUACAGAGAAGAUCCUGUUGGCAUUUGGUCAGGACGAUGACAUAUCAAGGGAGGCAGGAACCUAUGCUAGAUGGAUGAUCCCAACUCUCUUCUCUUAUGGCAUACUGCAGAGUGAAGUCAGGUUCCUGCAAACCCAGAACAUUGUCUUGCCAAUGAUGCUGAGCACAGGAUUGUGUGCACUUCUGCAUUUUUUAGUCUGCUGGGCUCUUGUCUUCAAGUCCGGGCUCGGUUACAGAGGCGCUGCUCUUGCAAAUUCAAUUUCUUAUUGGAUCAACGUGCUGCUUCUGGCUCUGUAUAUCAAAUUUUCUUCUGCCUGCAACAAGUCAUGGACGGGUUUCUCGAGGCGUGCUGUGAGGGAUGUCACCAACUUCAUAAAGCUGGCAGCUCCUUCAGCUGUUAUGGCAUGCUUUGAGUGGUGGUCAUUUGAGGUAUUGACACUCUUGGCUGGACUUCUCCCCAACCCGAAGGUGGAAACUUCAGUGUUAGCGAUAAUCCUUAAUACAAGCUCAACUGCAUUUAUGGUCCCCCUCGGCCUUGCAAGUGCAGUAAGCACCAGAGUUGCAAAUGAGCUUGGAGCUGGAAGGCCUCAAGCUGCACGGAUGGCAGUUCGCAUUGUUCUUUUACUGGUCAUCGUACAGGCUACGCUUGUCUCCAUGACCAUAAUUUUCAUACGAGGCGUAUGGGGCUAUGCAUUCAGCAAUGAUAAAGAAGUUGCAGCAUAUGUAGCAGAUAUCAUGCCGCUUCUUGCACUGACAGCCUUUGUGGAUGCAAUUGGAUGUGUGCUUUCAGGUGUGGCAAGAGGAUGUGGUUGGCAGAAGUACGGUGCUGUAAUCAAUCUUGGAGCUUAUUACAUCGUGGGUGUUCCUUUGGCUGUUGUUCUUGCCUUUGUCUUACAUUCUGGUGGGAAGGGGCUCUGGUUUGGGGUUACAUGCGCAAUCUUUGUACAGAUGGGUUCAUUCCUAGCCCUCACAAUUUUCACCAACUGGGAAGAAGAAGCAAAGAAGGCAAGGGAUCAGGUCUACAUUUCAACUUUGAGGACAGAUGGGGCUAUGUAAAACAGUAAAAGCAAUUCAAUAUGCAUAUCUACUUGUCGACACCAACAUCAAAAGAGUGCACGGCGAGGGCGGCUUACUUUUUCUCUGCAUCAAGAGGACUGACAUGUAACUCUGCCAUCCUGACAGCUGCAAACUUUUUCACCUCAUCACUUCCAAGAAGUAUUUCUCACCCUUUGAGUUGAAUGGGGCCAACAAGUGCCAAUUUCAAUUUUUUUCGUUUUUCUUUUUUGGCUUGGUACUCUAUAAACAUGUAACUGUAGCAAUUUUUCCCUAGUGUAAGUGAAACAGUGCUUCUUUUGGAGCUUAUCUGAAGUUCGCACUGCAACUUGGUAUGUUUUUUCUCUGGCAUAAAUCUAUCCAUACAAAAGGCGCAUGAUUGAUCAUGUUCCUCUAUG